GUCAUACUCCUCUGGUGUACAAGAAAUGACCUCGCGAUUCGCGAUUCGGAUUUCGGCUUCUAACAACCUAUCCUGAAUUCAAUUUGGCAACUUCAAACCGAACCAUUAUGCAUGUGCGAGAGCCACUUGUCAAAUUUGGUUCUGUAAUGAGCGUUUUGGGCAGUUAACGACUCCUCCAACAAGGAAUAGUGAAACUUCCUGUACGUCAUCAAAAAGCGCCAAUUGGAGGGAGCCGAAGCGAUGGCUUUCCUCGGGAGCCUGAGACCGCUGAUGUCAUCUCUAAUGCAGGUGUCCCACUGUCUCUCCCCCCUGUGGGUCCGGCCCGGCCUCUCCAGAACCAUGGCGACGCUGAACCAGAUGCACCGGAAGGGCAAGCCCUCGUCGCCGCCCCCCCGCCCCAGCGCUACCUUCGGGCGCCCCCAGCUGAAGGGCGUGGUCCUGAAGACCAUGAUCCGCAAGCCCAAGAAGCCCAACUCCGCCAACCGCAAGUGCGCGCGUGUGCGCCUCUCCAACGGCAAGGAGGUGGUCUGCUUCAUCCCUGGGGAGGGACACAACCUGCAGGAGCACAACGUGGUGCUGGUGGAGGGGGGGCGCACACAGGACCUGCCCGGGCUCAAGCUCAAAAUAGUCAGGGGCAAGUACGACUGCGCCCACGUGGUGAAGAAAAAGCAGUGACCUGCUGAGGGGAGGCGGUGUGAUUGGACCCCCCUGGUUUUGUGGGGGGGGCAGGGCAGCACUGGUCUGUUGAUCUCUGGACUGGACUUUCGGAAUAAAUUUGUUAACAUCCCUAGUGUGUGGACUAGGGCAAAGUGGACCCUGGUUUUCUGCCUGGAACACAUGUGGAGUAGCUGGCACCAUCAUGUAUACCAGUGCAUUUAAUAAAAAGGUCUUGAUUUUU
Messenger RNA from Anguilla rostrata (American eel), 898 nucleotides. RefSeq names its product mitochondrial ribosomal protein S12 (gene mrps12). NCBI's taxonomy places the organism in Eukaryota, Metazoa, Chordata, Actinopteri, Anguilliformes, Anguillidae. The coding region runs from base 241 to 675 and encodes 144 amino acids. Gene Ontology annotation, molecular function: structural constituent of ribosome. Gene Ontology annotation, biological process: translation. The record is from RefSeq and is a predicted model, not a curated record. The transcript has 3 exons. Gene Ontology annotation, cellular component: small ribosomal subunit; ribosome.